CUCUUCACAAUAACUCACAAAGCUUCCUCAAAAUCAGCAACAGAGUCACCUGGCGGAUCUGAAGCCGCCCGAGUUCAGGGAAGGUCCCGCUUCUGAGAUGGCCCAGGCGAAUAUCUCAGUGACGGAGAACCAGUUCAGGUGUCCGGUCUGCCUGGAGAUCCUGAAGGACCCGGUGUCCACCCCCUGCGGACACACCUACUGCAUGUCGUGCAUCAACAACUACUGGGACCAGGCGAAUUCGGGACAGUUCAGAUGCCCCCAGUGCCGGGAGACGUUUAGCCCUCGGCCGGUGCUGCGGAGGAACACGGUGCUCGCCGAGGUCGUCGACAAACUCAAGCUGAGCGAAAUGAUCACGGCGCCGGAGCUGUACAUGGGGGGAGUCGGGGAAGUACCGUGCGACUUCUGCCCGGUGGAGAGCAAGCUUAGGGCGGGUAAGUCGUGCCUAGUUUGCCUGGCGUCCUUCUGCGAGCUCCACGUCCUGCCGCACCGGGAGGUUGGCACGCUGCGGCGGCACAAGCUAGUGGCCGCGGUGGAGUGUCUGGCGGAGCGGCUGUGCGCCCAGCACCGCCUGGGUCUGGAGCCCGCGGGGGGAGACUCAGACGCUGAGGCCGCGGUGGAGUGGAUCGGGGACUGCCCGCUGUGCGAGGCGGACCAGGAGGAAGUGCAUAACGUGGACGCGCAGAGAGCCAGGCGACAGCUUCAGCUCCAGGAGUCUCAGAGGAUGGUUCAGGGGAGGACACGGAGUGGAGAGAGAGAGUUGGAGGAGUUUCAACAAAACUUGGAGUCCCUCAAGGUGUCAGUGUCAACUGUUUUGGAGGACAGUGAAGCUCUGUUUGCAGACAUGGCACUCCGCCUGGAGAAAACCAAGGCAGAGGUUCGAGCGAGGCUGGAGGCGAAGGAGCGAGCUGUGGUUGGGAGAGCCGAACGAGACAUGGAGAUGCUGGAGAAAGACCUGGAGGAGCUGAGGAGGAGAGACAAAGAGAUCAGCCAGCUUCUGCAAUCUGAUGACAAUGCCCAUUUCAUACAGGCAGCUCCCUUGCUGUGCGUCCCUCUCACCACCGCUCGGCACUCCAGAUCCGUCAGCCUUCCCACAGAGGCUUUCAGUGGCGCCAGGAGAGUACUGUGCCACCUCCGCAGCCGCAUGGAGGAAGUCUGCAGGGAGGAGGUGGACAAGAUCAGCCGCACAGUCAAUGAGAACUACGUGUCUGGUGGAGAGUGUGUAAAAGGUGGCAGAAAUCUCUGUGUGGAGAACUCCAAACCGCAGCAUAUACAACCUACACUAUCAGCACGGCAACAUACCACUGAGGCAGUGCCGAUGUCGUUCCCUCUGUCCUCUUUGUCUCUGCAACCGGCAGAUCAGAGGAUGAGGGCAGUUUUCCUCAGGUUUUUAUGUCGUCUGUCCUUGGACCGUGACACCGCCCACCCUACUCUGGUUCUCCUGGAGGGGCCCCAGGGUGCCCACUGUGGCGAGGAGCCCCAAUCCUACCCGCCUCACCCCCAGCGCUUUGAUUCAGUGGCCCAGGUCCUGUGCAGGGAGGGCCAGUUUGGCGGUGCCAACUACUGGGAGGUAGAGUGGAGGGGCGGGGGAUGGGUCGAUAUUGGCGUCACCUACCGAAGCAUCGGACGCAAAGGUGGAGGAAAACCCUGCCUGCUGGGGCGCAACGAGAACUCUUGGCGGCUGAGGUGUACACACGCUGGAUAUGCAGCCUGGCAUGACAACCGCAAGACCACAGUGGCUGCACCACCCUGCCCCAGAAUCGGCGUGUUCCUGGAACGGCAGAAAGGAGCGUUGUCCUUCUACAGCGUGUCGGACACGGUGGUGCUCCUGCACACCUUUCGUUGCCCGUUCUCACAGCCGCUGUACCCGGCCUUCCGCCUGGACCUGGACUCCACCCUGCUCAUCUGCCCCCAUGAGGGAGGCAAUGGAAACCCAACCUAACUUUGCCCCCAUUCUCAUCCAGGACCCUUUAUUUAAAUACUACAGGAAAGGGCUGUUCACUCUGCUUAUGAAUAUGAACCAUAAGAAAUAUUACUGAAGAGCAGCUGGUGCAGAAGGAACAACAUCAGGAAUCAAGCACUUUUCUUUUUACAUGUUCUUACAUGUCUUUUUGCAUAUUCUCUCCAUCUGUGAGAGUCUUUCACAGACAGAUAUUUCUUUAUAAUUUUAUAGAACAUCCUCUUUGAUUGUAAACCCCUAUUUUUGGCUUGCUGCGUAACACACACUGUAGUUGAAAUUUACAUAACGUGCAUUUUUCACAGCACACAUUAUGACUUGUCAUAGUAGGAAAAGCAAAAAAGGUGUUACUAAUAACACUGACAAAUGCUCUGCUCUGUUCUAGUGUUACAGUAAGCCAUGCCAGUAUGAUAGUGAGCCAGCAGACAAAAUAGCAGGAUGCUGAAACGGAAACAGCUAAAUGGAAUUUUAAGCUUUUCCUUCUGUUACAUGUCAAAGUAUUAAUCCUGAAAGGUUUGUAAAUCAAGUCACUUUAGCCUUUGCAAUCUGUACAACAAACAACACCCUCUGUCCUUAGACCCUUGAUCUGAAUGAGGAAAAGCUUCCCAAAAAACAGAAAAAGAAACUCAGGAAGAGCAACAGAGGAGGGAACCCUCUCCCAGGACGGACAGGCACGCAAUAGAUGUUGCUAUACAGAAUACAUUCACAACAGAGUCAUAGUAUAUACGAUUAUGAUGACAAAAUGUUUACUGUAUAACAUAAGUGAAGAGAAUGGAUCCAGGAGGACAACUGAGCAGCCUCAGAUGUUGUCCACUAACUGGGAUCUGAAUCACACCACCUCCUCUCCACCAUAGAGACCUGGAAAGAGGACAGGCUACACAAACACAGAAGAGGAGAACACUAUUCACACAGAGAGGAGAAACAAACAAACACACAGAUGGAUCCCAGCACAGAGAAGCCCGAGUGCAAGAGGGGGGAAGGAGGAGAGGCUAGGGAGAUAGAAGGGAGGGGAGCGAGCGAGAGGCAGGCAUGAACAGCUUGGUAGCUUUUAGGACAGAAAUGCAGUCGAUAAAAAAAACUGCAGUAUGUAUGUUAGUUGAAUUCUCGUCAGCAGCAUAAACAUGGACUGUAAGCACUAAUGUUAAUAGAUUCAUUGAGACUGAGACCGACCCGCUGGAAGGAAAGUGGCUGGUACGAGGCCUGAAGUAUAAUAUGAUAAGUACUAAUUGAGAGUUAAAGCAAAAAGAUGAAUUGAAAUACAUCUUAUGGUUUGAAAUCUGAAAAAUAGGUGUUUUUAUUCAAUUUGCUGAUCAUUGUGGGACAAUGUUUUUUAUAAUGAAUCAAAUACAAAGAUACUAAAAUUAUUCACCCUGUUUGUGUUUAACAUUGUUUUAUUUGUACUAAAAAGUAGUUCUAAGUACAUUUUUGUGAAUUUGUACAUUUGACAAGUAUCAGGGCGUGGAUUUUUUUUUUUUUAGCUCCCUACAAUGACAGGCUGAAUAUCUAGUACCUGUGACUACUUGAAUUCCUACAGCAAGAUAUUUUUCUGUAUCAACUUCACUGCCAUGUGACAUGAGCAACCUCACACAGUUUUCAUAAUGACAAUGUGUGACCUCAGCUUCAGCUUUAGACAAAUUAAAGGCCAUAUUGUAGCACAUGUUUUUCUUUGGGUCACUAGGCCAUUUUUGGAGAAAAUCUCUUUAAAGUAGAAUACCAUAGGUUAAAGAAUUAGUUAUGCUUAUUUACUUUCUUGGAGAUAGUUAAAUUAUGAGCUUUAUACCACUCUCCUGUCUUUACUAUUUCUUUAAGGCUACAUUCAGGUCUUCAUUCUCAAUUUCAAAUCUCAUUUCUGUUUUUUGAGUACUAUCAAGUCUUUGUCAGUAUAUAAGUAAUAUUCAGUGGAUGAUUACAUGUUAUAAGGCACCUCAUACACACCAUCAUUGCCGUGGUUGUCUCCACUUUGCUAAUGCUGUGUCAGGCAAGCCACACAAUCCUAUUAUUAUCUCAUAUCCAAUCAUAUCUAAUCAAGUCAUAUCUUAUUAUUACCUCAUAUCCAUUCAGUCAAGAUUGGAUUUGAAAAAAUGUGACUUGCUGUAACUUUAAACUGUUCACAUGGAUAAGAGAAUGUCAGAUGGGCGUGUAAAUAAGAAACAUCAGAACAAGAUCUUGAACUACUUCCUGAACAGUUUCCUUGUAGCAUUGCAAAGGACAAGGAUUCACUUGCAACGUGAUUUUCAAGUGUGCGAGUGACCUCACCUUCCAUCUGAAUGGAUGCCAUACUGUAGCCACAGUUUUUCUUGGAUUAUGGGGUUGCUUUUCUGUGCCUCAUUGAAGUUUUGUUUUUGAAUGGUGCUAUUUCAGAGCAUUAUGAUCAUUUGACCGAGCACUGUGUGAGGGCUUUCAACCAAAUUAUUUGUGAAAUGGAAAUGUCAUACAAAGAUCAGCUACUUUAAUUCCAAAGACACAACAUCACACAGGUACAAAGAAUCAUUUUUCGAGGGCAAGUUGUAAACAGAACACGUAUUACUACUAACAGAAAACCUGAAAAAUACAUCUGCUCUGCACAAUACACUGAUGGUUUCAACUCAAAGCAACUCUGUUAAAUUAUAAUUCAGAAUUUGCCAACCGUAUCUCAUCUGGCAGGUCAGUCCAAAGUAAGACUUUAUUUUUUUUUGCCAUGAAGUGCAUUAUUCCACAAGCUGUAGGACUGUAACAUGAACUCAACUGCCCAUGCUGGUUUGUAAAAUGUUUCUUGUAGCAUCUUGAACUUGUGUACUCGCUGUGCUUCAGUUAUUGUUCCUUAAUGUGACUGUAAAAUGUGUUGUAAUUGUCUGAGUGUUGCUUUUUCCAAGAUGAGUUUAUUCCACCUUGGCUCGCAAUAAACUGAUCCACGUAGGUCUGAA
This is a messenger RNA of Micropterus salmoides (largemouth bass), 4857 nucleotides long. RefSeq names its product E3 ubiquitin/ISG15 ligase TRIM25-like. Gene Ontology annotation, molecular function: protein binding. Bases 98 to 1939 code for a protein of 613 amino acids. Lineage: Eukaryota; Metazoa; Chordata; Actinopteri; Centrarchiformes; Centrarchidae. The transcript is spliced from 9 exons. The record is from RefSeq and is a predicted model, not a curated record.